CGUCACAGCAUACGUAUCUCUGUAAACAUGGCGGAAAUUCAGAUUCGUCAACGUGGGGAGGAAGAAAGGCGCUGUGUUCAGAAUGAAGCAAUGUGAGUUAAGGAAUGAAGCGGUAGGGAUGGCGGACCAAACGUUAACGGUACUCUUCAAACUUUCAGCCGCGUUUUUUUAUGGAAUCAGCUCUUUCCUUAUAGUUGUACUAAACAAGAGCGUCCUGACUAAUUACAGGUUCCCCUCUUCAAUAUGUGUUGGCAUUGGGCAGAUGUUGGCAACAGUUGUUGUGUUACGGGUGGGAAAGGCCCUCCGGGUGAUCACCUUCCCUGAGUUUGAUGGUAGCAUACCAAAAAAGACGUUUCCGCUACCUCUUCUAUAUGUAGGAAAUCAAAUAACGGGACUCUUUGGAACAAAAAGACUUAAUCUGCCAAUGUUUACAGUAUUGAGGAGGUUUUCUAUUCUCUUUACAAUGCUGGCGGAGGGUUUCUUGUUAAAGAAGAAAUUCUCUCGGCCAAUUCAGCUGACAGUAUUUACUAUGAUUCUAGGGGCCUUUGUAGCUGCAAGUGCUGACUUGGCUUUUGACCUGCAAGGGUACGUGUUCAUUUUAAUGAACGAUGUCUUAACUGCUGCCAAUGGAGCUUUUGUGAAACAGAAACUUGACUCUAAGGAGCUGGGGAAGUAUGGCCUGCUCUAUUACAAUGCUUUAUUUAUGAUACUUCCAACCCUGCUUUUAGCACAUGUCACAGGAGAUAUGGACAAGGCUUUUGAUUAUGAAGGCUGGUCAGAUAUGCUUUUUAUAAGUCAGUUUAUUCUCUCUUGUAUAAUGGGGUUCAUUUUAAUGUACUCUACUGUACUUUGCACUCAGUAUAACUCUGCGCUAACUACUACCAUUGUCGGCUGCCUAAAGAAUAUAUUAGUGACAUAUAUUGGAAUGGUGUUUGGUGGGGAUUACAUUUUCUCAUGGACUAACUUCAUUGGUCUGAACAUCAGUAUUGCUGGCAGUCUGGUGUAUUCCUACAUUACCUUCACAGAAGAGCAGACCACCAAACAGAGCGAGAGUGCAAACAAACUAGAGGUCAAAGGGAAAGUGGCUGUAUGACCAAUGUUUGGACGCUCGUUUAUGAUGCUCAAAGCUGUGUCUGUGAGUUUUUGUAUAUUACUUUUUGUGAUAUGAAGAAGAUAUUGAUUGUAAAAGCUACAGCAGGUACAGGCAGGACAUUGUCUCAAAUGAAAGAGCUUCAAACACGCUGGAAUGUUUUGUUCCAGAGUAAAUAUUUGCCUGUUCAUUUUCACUUCUGUGAAGAAGUGGUGUCCGUUGCAAUUUAAUGGAAUGAACUGUUUUCUCUGGCCUGUUCGACACUUACCGUAGAAUGGGAAUGAUGACUGUCAUUAUUGUUGAACACCUGUUGUAUUGCCUAUUGAAGAGUACUUUUAAAGAUGUGUUUUAGUCAGCCAGGCUAUUUAUUUUUAUGAAAGAUUGUUUUAUUGUUAGGAUUGUAAAUUGGGUUUUAUUGUUGUGUAAAAUGUUAUUAUCCUAGCUAUGAAAAGGGAGUUAUUUGAAACAUUGUUUAAAUAGUUAUUUAACAGUUCUGGUACCCUCUUGAGUUUUAUAGGAAUGUUCCUUUUAAAUCCUGAAUGAUAUAUGGAUAGUGGGUGUUUGAGUGUAUAAAAUAAGGUUCAUGUGUGCAACUUGAGUAGAUAUUCGAUUUGAGUCUCUUGAUAAGCUUUAAAGAAGAAAAAUAUUUUGUCAAGCGUUGUCAGUGUGACAGUGUUCAACUGGACAAAUUCUUAUUACUGCUUUUGUAUUUUUUGUAUUUGGGAAUGGGAUGCAGUAACUCCAUUUGCUUGGUACUGAUGGAAUCAUGGUUAUUUAUAAAAGCAAAUGGUAGAGUAAUUGCACUUUAACAAUUUACAGCUUUUCUCAGUUGUCAGUGAUUUAAAAUGGGUAUUAGUUUUUGCAAGUACAUUGUAGUACAAUGUUACAAAAACCUUUCAGUAAUUUUAUCUGUCUUUGUUAAACGUUGCUACCUUUGGGAUGAAUCAGAAAGAGAAAUAAUAAUUUCUCAUACAUUUACUUACGUUUACUUAUGUUUUGACCAUCUGAUAACAUCACAGGUUUCUCAGUAUUUUUUUUUUUUUUUGUGCUAUACAUGUUAUACAUCUGGAUAAACUGAUGUAUUCUGCGGUUAUUGAAUGAAUGUUUAUUUUCAUUUAUGUAUCCACUUUUUUGAGUACCUUGUUUGUCCAUUGCUUUGAGAUUCAAACUUUUAUGGAUAAAGUGCAUUUUUGCGCUGUAUUUUUAUCCACUGACGUCUUCAAAGACAUUGUUGCUGCAGAUAUAUUUUGUUCAACUUGUACUUAAAAUUGCUAUUUUUUUUUCAUGUUUUUAUACAGUUCAAGAUUUGUCAAAUUCAUGUCUGCAAAUUCUCAGUGAUUGUAUCAGUGAGAACAAGAAGUGUAUAACAUUUAAAUAAAACCAACUCAAAGAA
Ctenopharyngodon idella (grass carp) is the source of this 2483-nucleotide messenger RNA. It is a transcript of the gene slc35d1a, whose product is annotated as solute carrier family 35 member D1a. Bases 83 to 1093 code for a protein of 336 amino acids. The record is from RefSeq and is a predicted model, not a curated record. Gene Ontology annotation, cellular component: Golgi apparatus. Lineage: Eukaryota; Metazoa; Chordata; Actinopteri; Cypriniformes; Xenocyprididae. Gene Ontology annotation, molecular function: antiporter activity; GDP-fucose transmembrane transporter activity. The transcript has 12 exons.